Manis javanica (Malayan pangolin) is the source of this 4973-nucleotide messenger RNA. RefSeq names its product aminopeptidase O (putative) (gene AOPEP). Gene Ontology annotation, molecular function: metalloaminopeptidase activity; zinc ion binding. Gene Ontology annotation, cellular component: nucleolus. Lineage: Eukaryota; Metazoa; Chordata; Mammalia; Pholidota; Manidae. The record is from RefSeq and is a predicted model, not a curated record.
CGUCACUCAGCGUGGCCUGGGUCGUCCGUGGUAACCCUGAGUCUGCGGAAGUGGAGAUCGGUGGGCAGGCAGCUGAGACAGCAAUCCUUACUACAGAGGGCUGUUCUUACUCCUCCAGACCCUAUGUCUGACCUGGAGAGGGCACCUCUUCUUCUGGAAGCUUUGACCUGAUCCAGCAUUGCCUCGAUCUCUGCCUUCAGGGACAAAAAUGGUGAAAACUGCUCAACUUAUAUUAAUUUCACAAGGUACUGAAAGUUGGUGGAACCAGAAUUUGUGACAUCAGGUAUCUUUUAGUAUGCAGCCAUUCAUGAUUUUGGAAAACUAAGGCAGAUAGGAAGCCCCUUCUGAGGUUUUCAACAAAGCUCUUGAACAACCUACACACCAUGGAUGUAAAGCUGGACCCUUCCCGAGAUGACCUGCCUCUCAUGGCCAACACCAGCCACAUUCUUGUGAAGCACUAUGUACUGGAUUUAGAUGUAGAUUUUGAAAGUCAAGUCAUUGAGGGCACUGUAGUGCUUUUCUUUAAGUCUAGAAACAGGCUCAAGAAACAGAGUACGUCCACCAGGGAAAUGUGCGGAUCAGAGUCAAACGAAGCCUGCAGAGUCAGCUCGCCUGAACCCUGCAGCAGCCCUGUGACUACUACAGGGACCUUCUCAUCUGACAUGGGAUGGAAUGACUUUGUAAUCUGUGGUAAAGGUGGAAAAGAUACUGCUGGGAAAGACUGUCACCAUGACAACCGGGAGCAGGCCUCUGGGGUUUCUAGCUCAAAGCACUGCUGUGGCACAGGGAAUCAUGGGAGUGAAGAUUUUGUGCUAGUGCUGGAUUGCUGUGAUCUAUCUGUGUUGAAGGUUGAGGAAGUGGACGUUGCUGCUGUGCCAGGUGUUGAAAAAUUUACAAGGUCUCCCCAGCUCAUGGUUGUUCCGGAGGAGCUCAGGAAUCAGAUUGUCCAUGAACUUGUGACUCUGCCUGCGUAUUGUUGGAGGGAGCAGUUAGACUAUUAUGCUCUCUGCAGCCAGGCUCCUGGCUGUGGGGAACUCCUGUUUGACACUGACACGUGGAGCUUACAGAUCAGGAAGUCAGGCGUUCAGACAGCCACUGACUUUCCUCACGCCAUAAGGAUACGGUACAGAACCAAACCUCAGGGACGAUCAGUUAUGUGGACCUCAGACCAGAGUGGCAGGCCAUGUGUUUAUACUAUGGGAUCUCCCAUAAACAACAGGGCCCUUUUUCCAUGCCAGGAGCCACCCGUUGCCAUGUCAACAUGGCAGGCCACCGCUCAAGCAGCUGCAUCUUUUGUUGUUCUAAUGAGUGGGGAGAAUUCUGCCAGGCCAGCACAGCUUCAGGAAGGGUGUUUAAGCUGGCAUUACUAUGUAACCAUGCCAAUGCCAGCUUCCACCUUCACAAUUGCAGUGGGAUCCUGGGCAGAAAUGAAGUUAGAUACAUGCCCAUCAAGCAAUCUGGAAACAGAGAGCUCCUUCUCACCCUCUGAGGCUGACUUCAGGUAUGCUGAUGUUUGUGGCCACACAGAAUACCCCUGCCGCUUCCAGAGUGCUUCUGCUGCCACCCAGGCUAUCAUUCCUUAUCGGGUCUUUGCUCCAGAGUCCCUCAAGGGUGCCUGCCAGGAGACCCUUCUGCAGCUGAUCCCACUUUGCCUCUCAGCGGCACACUCUGUCCUGGGCACACACCCGUUCUCCAGGCUGGACUUACUCAUCGUGCCCGCCAACUUCCCAAGUCUGGGGAUGGCCAGCCCACACAUCAUCUUCCUCUCUCAGAGCGUCUUGACAGGAAUGCGCCAUCUCUGUGGGACCCGUCUCUGCCACGAAAUUGCUCAUGCCUGGUUUGGCCUAGCCAUUGGGGCCCGUGACUGGACGGAGGAGUGGCUGAGUGAAGGGUUCGCCACUCACCUGGAAGAUGUAUUCUGGACCCAAGCACAGCAGCUGGCCGCCCACAAGGCCCAGGAGCAUCAGGAGCUGAGGGCUUGUCUACACUGGCGUCGCCUCCAGGACGAGGUGCAGAACUCCCCCGAGGGGAUGCAGGUGUUGAGACCUAAUAAAGAGAGAACUGGCCAUGUGAGUGACUCGGGAUCGUCUGUCAUCAGACAUGGGCUUAAUCCAGAGAAGGUCUUCAUGCAGGUUCAUUAUCUGAAGGGCUAUUUCCUCCUCCGGUUCCUUGCCAGAAGACUUGGAGAUGGCACCUAUUUUACAUUUUUAAGAAGAUUUGUGCACACAUUUCACGGGCAGUUGAUUCUUUCCCAGGAUUUCCUUCAAAUGCUGUUGGAGAACAUCCCAGAAGAAAGAAGUUACAUGCUGCAAGUGCAAGGGCAGCUGUUCUGUCUCAGGAAUCAGUACACAGUGGAGGCUGUGGAAGGGAGCGUCUUUGAAAGCAGAGAAGGGGAGACGAGGAGUUGUGUGGUAGACAUCGUCAAUGUGAUUUCUGUAAGUGCUGAUGUUUUAUGAGCAAGGGAAGAAAAAGCCACAAGUGCUUGGAAGGAAAUUCAGGCCAAUCCUGGACUCCAGCCUGCCUGCAAACAGAGCGCCUGCCCUCCUGAUAUGAAUCAACAGCAGUUCUCCUUCUGCUCAUCGAUUGUUAUGCUCGUGCGCAUGUUCCUGUAUUUGUUUCAGCCACUGCAUCCUCCACGGAGCUAGGGGGCACUUGCUGGAUAAGGGCUUCCUCAGGGUCUUCAUUAUCUACCCAAGCACAAAUGACUUGUUUCACCAAGAAAUAAGUAACCAUAUGCAGAGCUUUGAGAUGCACACUGUAUCCAUAUGUAGAGAGGAAGCUUAAAAACAUCAAAACAAAUCUGUACAGAAUGUGAGCUGCAUUCCAGAAAAAGCGCAUUUUCCACGUCAGACCCUGAACACUGAAGUUCCCAGUGCUCGCAUCCAUCUGGUACCUGUGCUUCCAGAGUUCGUUCCAUCUGUCAUUCAGUUCAUGUGAAGGUUGCUGGGGCCAUUGCUUUCCUACAGAGGCACUGGUAGAAUGUGAUCUCAAGAGGCUGAAGCAGGAGCCAAGGGGGAUAAAGAUGUUUCUCUUGAUGCACAGAAGUAGCAGAUAGGGCUGAUAAUCAACUCCCCAUCCUGUCAUUCUGCCCUCGGAAAUCAACUGAGCAAGCAAUAUAGCACAUGCAGUACCAUUUUCUCACAAGCCUGCGUCUGUUUCUAUGUAUUGUAACAUCACAAAGAGAUGAACAUUUGGCUUUAAACUUUCUCAGCUUGAAACACAGUUAAUUUUUCUAGCCAGCAUUAUUCCAGGCUGUCCAACAUAUCUGUCCUCUACUGUGACCACAUAUCUUAGAUGAACUGGAGAUGGACCCUCAAACUCCGCAUUGCCUUGCAGAAUGCAGGAGUACAACAAGGGGACUCUCCAGCCAGAGGGUGCAGCCUGUUGCCCCAGAUACCCUGGAACUUAGCAGUGAGGUGGGAGUCCCGCUCGCUGGUACACAUCUGGAGUACAUGCAGUUGUAGUUCUGUGUAUUGUCAGAUCUCUGUAUAAAAUCAAUUUCCAUAGUGAUCAGACAUGCAGAAGAGUAAUUUCCUGUAAGUCCUGGGUCCCAGCAAAGUGGAAAUGCUUCUGCUUGUCUGUUGUGAUUAUUUAAGCCACAUGAUCUCAGAGGGGAAGCAUUCACCAUCGGCUUAGACUCUGAGUGUCCUGAUUUGAAAGAGCCUGUGUUUACUUUCCCACUGCUGUAUAUCCAAGUUCAGACCUAAAAAUUCACCUGUACUGUCAUCUAAGUAAUUAUGAUUGAAACAGCAAAACUAUGUAUGUUAUUUUUUCCCCUGAAACAUACAGUCCAUUUCUUCCCUGAAAAUUAAUCAUUUUCACAUGUUCUCUCAUAAUUUCCUGGGGAGGUAGGUCUGCUUACAGUACCUUAAAAUUUUUCUUAGUAGCUGGAUUUAAUACUGUCAUCCUCCUCUCAUAGCUUAACAUCUUAUUCUAUGUGGGCAGCCCCCCAACAGCCUCAUGCUGAUGCUGGGGAUCUCGAGACCUGGGUGCUUUCUUUAGCCCUGUCUGGGCUGACUUUGGCCCGGCCUCUUAUGCUGCAGUUUCUCCAUGUGCUAAAAAGCCUCACAACAAUUGACACCCAAGUCACAAGGAUCUUACGGGAAAUGAAGUGACAAUGGUUAUAAGGUGCUUUGAACCUUUCCAAAGGAAAAUGAUCUGGAAACACAGGUUCUUUCCAUUCCUGGUGAGUGUCUUUUGCUCCUUUUGCAGCUGAAUGAUGAACUCUCCUGCCCUCACCCUGCCACCCCUCCCAAGGGUCUCCCAUCCCUUCAGAACUGUGGCUGAAGGGCAGACAAACAGGGCAACCGUCAGCAGGGAAGAUGUGAGCCAGGGGAAUCAGUGUUUUAGAGCAAGUGGAGGCCCUCCCACCGUGUGCGCCACAAAUCAGGAACCAAAGUGUCCUGACACCCAAGUUCAGCUCUGAAAGGAAGGUGUGGGCCCUGCAGCCAGGCAACUUUUUGAAUCCUAGCUUUUCAGGUACCAUCUCUGUGGCCUUGAAUGUAUCCCUUAGUCUCUCAGAACUUUUAUUUGCUCAUCUCUAAGAUGGGGAUGAUGACAUUGGUCUUGCACAAAUAUUAUAAGGUUUAAAUGAGAUUUCUGUCUGUAGUGUGUGGUACCUAGUGGGUGUUCAAAAAACACUAGCUACCUUUCACUCCUUACCACUCCACAGUGGGUAGAGGAGACUGUUUUGUGUUUCAUGCCACUAUGCCAUAGUGUGUGUAAAUACUACAUGCAAAAUUUGUCUUAAUACUUUGCAAUGAAGUAACCUGACUGGUUGUCCAGGUCAUAAACUUUAGCACAGAUUGUACAUAGACAUGAACAUUCUCUGGAAAGCCAGCCUGCAGAGAGCAGUGGGGCCCACUGUCUGCACUUCACCUCUCACCCCUCUGAAGGGACCCCCCCAGCACCGCCCUCCCUGUCCGUCCCCAGCAUCCCCUACCUCGACGCUCUUCCCAUAGCCUCAUGCUUGA